Molecule: messenger RNA, 926 nt
Organism: Symsagittifera roscoffensis
Lineage: Eukaryota; Metazoa; Xenacoelomorpha; Acoela; Convolutidae
Product: large ribosomal subunit protein uL15m-like
Exons: 1
Coding region: 2-871 (289 amino acids)
Biological process (GO): translation
Cellular component (GO): mitochondrial large ribosomal subunit
Molecular function (GO): structural constituent of ribosome
Source: RefSeq, a predicted model, not a curated record
AAUGCACUCGCUAAAAAGCGUGUCUGAAAGAGCACUAUCUCUCAUCCGAGAUAGUCCCCGAAUUACAGUUCAGUGUCUUGAAGCAAUUCCAGAAAUGAAGAUAAAAAAAGCACAGAGACCGAACUAUGGCAGAGGAGAUAGGCUGAAGCGGAGUAAUUUUCCACCAUUAGGGCAUGUUAAAGGUCGGACUCCGCUGAACAUAAGAACUCCGAAGUAUCCGUAUUACAAGUAUCAAGAUGACCGAAACGAAUACUAUCCAAUUUCCUUGUUCUGCCUUCAGAAUUUAGUUGAUAUGAACGUUAUUGACCCUAGUAAACCUAUAGAUUUUGGUAAAAUAAUGUCGCUAAAUAUUUUCAAAAAUGUCAAUCCUGUAGACGGUUUUCAGCUUACUCUCGAUGGAGUCGAAAAUUUUAGAAGUAAAGUUUUCAUCGAAGUGCAGCACGUAGAGUCCGGUGCAAGUGAGCAAAUAAUUGCUGCCAUCGAAAGAGUAGGCGGAUGUCUCAUUACUUCUUACUAUGACUCGAAUGCAUUACGAUGUCUACGCCCGCCUUCUGAUUUUUUUUCAUCUGGUUCACCUAUACCUCCUCGCCUUGCACCUCCCAAGUCUCUGAUAAAUUAUUACACGAAUCCAGAGGUCAGAGGUUACUUAUGUAACGAAAAAGAACUACUGGAUGCAAGAGUCCGCCUUGGGAAGAAAUUCGGGUUUGACGGCACCUCGAGACCAUCUUUCGGUAACGUGGCGAAAAACCCCCGCCAAAUUUUUUUUGGACUUAAUCCUGGAAUGGUUGUAAAUAUGCCCAACAAAACAGUGCUAAAAUUUGAUUUGAAUGAAGAAUACCACACUAUUUUUGAAAAGGAGAUGAUGCGAUGAUUGUAUUUUUUCUUCUAUAUAUCAAAGGUUUUUGCAAGUAUACAUUAACUUAUGG